CUAGAAAAGCCUGCGAUCAUCCGUAUAAAAAACGGAGUUCUAGGUUAUCGUACCCAUUCUUCCUUCCCCCAAACCUAAAUUACUGAAACAUGUCUGACGAAGAGCACCACUUCGAGCCCAGCGACGCCGGAGCUUCCAAAACCUACCCUCAGCAGGCUGGUAACAUCCGUAAGGGUGGCCACAUCGUCAUCAAGGGCCGUCCCUGCAAGGUUGUUGAGGUUUCGACUUCGAAGACUGGGAAGCACGGUCACGCAAAGUGUCACUUUGUUGCUAUUGACAUCUUCACUGCUAAGAAGCUUGAGGAUAUUGUUCCCUCUUCCCACAAUUGUGAUGUUCCCCAUGUGAACCGUAUUGAUUACCAGUUGAUUGAUAUCUCUGAGGAUGGCUUUGUUAGCCUUUUGACCGACAGUGGUGGCACUAAGGAUGACCUCAAGCUUCCCACCGAUGAUAGUCUCAGCGCUCUUAUGAAGAGUGGAUUCGAGGAGGGAAAGGAUGUUGUGGUGUCUGUCAUGUCUUCAAUGGGAGAGGAGCAGAUCUGUGCCGUCAAGGAAGUUGGUGGUGGCAAGUAAAAUCCAUUCUCUUUACACUGAGGGAGGAUAAUCUUAUUACCAGUGGUCAAUGUUAUAAGAACAAGAACUUGUUUUUUUUUCUUUUUCUAAUUUAGAUCAUUUGUGUUGUGUUUCUUUGUUGCAAGACAACCAUUAUCUAUUAUUGGUUUUGGAUUGUUUAAAAGUUUCGUGUUUUAAAACAGGGAAUGUUUUCCUAUGAGAUUCUUAAAUCCCUUUGCUUUUUAUGAUGAUGUGCUUGGUUAUGUUGGUCA
Brassica rapa (field mustard) is the source of this 820-nucleotide messenger RNA. RefSeq names its product eukaryotic translation initiation factor 5A-2. The record is from RefSeq and is a predicted model, not a curated record. Gene Ontology annotation, biological process: positive regulation of translational elongation; positive regulation of translational termination. NCBI's taxonomy places the organism in Eukaryota, Viridiplantae, Streptophyta, Magnoliopsida, Brassicales, Brassicaceae. Gene Ontology annotation, molecular function: ribosome binding; RNA binding; translation elongation factor activity.